AUGCAAAUAACCACCACAUCGUUGUGUACUCUGGAUAUCUCAAGAAAUUUCUCUUGUACUUAUCUAAAAAAGAAUGAAGGACUAGAGACAGCAAAUGCAUCACACAAUUUAGGCAAUACUGCUGUCAUCAAGCCUUCAGAGGUCUCCUCACAUACAGCAGCAGCAUUUGAGAAACUCGUGGCGAAAUACUUUGAUCCGAAAAUGGUUACCAUAGUCAACGGUGGUGUCGAGGAGACAACAGAACUGUUGAAAGAGCGUUUCGACCACAUCCUGUAUACAGGAUGUCCUCCUGUGGCAAAAAUUAUCAUGACAGCUGCCGCAAAGCACUUAACUCCUGUAACAUUGGAGCUGGGCGGAAAAUGUCCCGUGGUUGUAGAAGAUGAUGCAGACAUUGAACUAUCAGCUCGUCGCGUUGCUUGGGGCAAAUGGAUGAAUUGUGGUCAGACUUGCUUGGCUCCAGAUUACGUUAUGGUGUCUCCAGCAUCCAAAGAACAGUUUAUCGACGCCCUGCGACGAAACAUCACCGAAUUCUAUGGGAAUGACAUUCAAGCCAGCAAAGACUAUUGUAGAAUCAUCAACCAACGACAUUUUGACCGUAUAAAUUCGCUCUUGGACUCUACCAAAGGAACUACUCUUUUCAAAGGUGGAGAAUGUGACCGCAACGAUCUCUUUAUACCUCCAGUCAUACUUGAUGUACAAAAAGAUGACCCAUUUAUGCAUGACGAGGUGAGUGACACCAUGCAUUUUACCUCAGUAGGCAAUGAUAUGAGUGAAAGAAAAUGA
Molecule: messenger RNA, 783 nt
Organism: Cylicostephanus goldi
Lineage: Eukaryota; Metazoa; Nematoda; Chromadorea; Rhabditida; Strongylidae
Source: the annotation of a GenBank genome assembly